This is a messenger RNA of Nicrophorus vespilloides, 1823 nucleotides long. It is a transcript of the gene Orc2, whose product is annotated as origin recognition complex subunit 2. Gene Ontology annotation, biological process: DNA replication. The record is from RefSeq and is a predicted model, not a curated record. The transcript has 6 exons. Gene Ontology annotation, cellular component: nuclear origin of replication recognition complex; nucleus. Bases 196 to 1794 code for a protein of 532 amino acids. NCBI's taxonomy places the organism in Eukaryota, Metazoa, Arthropoda, Insecta, Coleoptera, Silphidae. Gene Ontology annotation, molecular function: DNA replication origin binding.
CAUUUGUUUGGCAUCCAUUUGCAUCAUUUCAAAUAUUGGACCGUUCUUUUUUCUGCAUUAUUCAACUGCGAUAAUAUUGUUGAUGAUUACCGAUCAAUGUGAUGUUUGUAAAUUAAUUGUUUUCGGUGUUACGAUCCUUUCUAUUGAUUGCCAUCUGAGUGUUCGUUAGUCAGUCGCUGAGCAACAACAAUUAAGAUGGACGAUGAGGUUUUACCGUCGUCGGUGUCGCCGAGGAAGAGUACGAGGAACAGAAAAUCCACACAGAAGGGUGUCGCGUUUGAAAUAGAACUGCAGAGGAAGAUGGAGAAAAACCAGCAGCAGAUUGAUGAGGAGGAUGAUGAUGAGUUUUCUGGUGAGGAAAUUCAAAUUGAAGAUACAGUUGCGAGUAAUGUUGCCUUGGCUGGAAAGGAUAUAUACAGCUUCGAUAGGGUGAAAAAGUUGGAACGUUUGGAGACGCCGAAGAAGGAGAAUACUAAAAGUAUUCCUAAAACCCCUCACCAUCUGCGGAAAAGAAUUGGAAAAGGUAUAAAAUCGAGUAUUGCUGAAGAUUUUUCGAGCGACGGAGGCGAAGCGUAUGAGAACACGGCCAGCGACUACUCGGCGUCAGAGUCUGAAAGCUCGAAUUCUGAUUCAUCGGAAGAUGUUGAUGUUGAGGAUAUUUCGGAUGGCGGCGGAGAAACGGUGAAGGCGCCAGCAAUGAAGGGGUUGGUCGCGAGGAUCCAGAAAGAGUCUGGCAGCAGAACGAGUAAAAAAAGCACCAGCGAAUACGUGAUCAGAACGGAGGAGUAUUUCAGCAAUAACGCGACGAAGAAGUCGACCACCUCGAAUCACACUCUAUCGAAGCUAAAGACUCCGCGUUUGAAUCAGGAGGAGUUGCAGAGGCUAUUGAAGAAGACGGCGGUGAGCGAGGAGCAUCGAAGUUCGAUUUGUAACUUCGGCGAGGAGUGCAAGGACAACUUCAACAGGUGGAUUUGUCUUUUGCACGAGAACUUCAAUCUCCUGUUUUACGGCUUGGGCUCGAAGAGGAACGUGCUGCACGAGUUCCACGAGCUUGUGCUGAAGGAUCAGCCGGUGUUGGUGGUGAACGGAUUCUUUCCCAGCCUGACACUCAAAGACAUCCUCGACGCCAUCACGCACGACAUGCUGCAGAUGCAGGGCGAAAGUUUCGCGAACGUCUUCAGCAAUUGCGAGGCGAUCGUCGACGCGUUUGCCGAAAUCCCCGAUCAGCAUCUGUACCUCCUGGUGCACAACAUCGACGGUGACAUGUUGCGGAAUCACAAGGCGCAGGCUGCUCUGGCGAUGCUCGCCUCCGCCAGGAACAUCCAUCUGGUCGCCUCUAUAGAUCACAUCAACGCACCUCUAGUGUGGGAUCACAACAAGCUGAGUAAAUUCAAUUUCGUGUGGUGGGAUUGCACCUCGUUCCUGCCCUACACCGAUGAGACGUCUUUCGAAAGUUCAAUGAUGGUGCAGAGAACAGGAAAUCUUGCGCUCUCAUCCCUUCGGAACGUAUUCCUCUCGUUGACGUCGAACGCGAAGGGCAUCUACAAGCUCAUCCUCAAAUACCAGCUAGAUCACAACACCAGCCAGUAUUAUCAAGGUCUGCUGUUCAAAGAUCUGUAUUGGUCGUGUCGCGAGGCCUUCCUCGUCAGUUCCGAUCUGGUGCUGAGGGCUCAGCUGACCGAAUUCGUGGACCAUAAGAUGGUGAAGCUGAAACGAUCCGCGGACGGCGCCGAGUACCUCAUCAUCCCCAUAGCCACGAAUCUUCUCCAGCAGUUUUCCAACGAGCAAACAUGAUACGAGCAAAUAAACUUAUUAUUUUUUCA